UGUUGGCUCUUUAUCAGGUAAAAAACGAAAAAAGCCAGAUUAGUUUUACAAUUCCACGAUAAUUAUUAAAAAAGAAAACGAAUAUUUAGCUCUUAAAUAUGGAUAAUUUAAAGCAGUUAAUAAAGUCCUAUGAGACAUGGGUGGCAAAAAAUCCCGAUAUUGUAUGCGAUGUAGAAACCACAGCAAAGUGGGUGUCGUAUUUUGUAGCAGGACGCAUAUCCGAUUCCAGCGUGGCUACCGAGUUAAUAUAUUCUCUCUCCAAUCUGUUGGUAUUAUACAAUGAUCGCAUUAUAGCUCAGGACCGUCAGGAAAAGGGCGAAAAGGUGCCAGGUGAAAUUGCAACAGCGUCCGGUUCAAGUGGUUUUUGUUAUCGUCUAAAGGUCAUGUUGACCACACUCGAAUACUGUGAAGUUUUUAUAGAGAUUUCCGCUAAACGUGUAUUUGGCAAUAAGGGCAAAUGGUUGGUAAUAGCCGGCAUACAGAUGAUGAAAGCCGCUGGUCGUUAUUUUAUUUUAAAACAUUCCGUAGAACAAAUUAUCACUUCACCCGCUAUGCCGGCACUUAAUAGAAGAGCUUUGAAAAAGAACAAACAUACAAAUCCUAACACAGCAACAACUGGUCAUACACAUUCAUUGGAAGAGCAUAAUAUCACAUUUAAAUUGAAAAGAUCUGGACGUAUAGUGCGUAAAGUAGAAGGAGCACCACCCUUACAGUAUCGUUCCUUUAAGUUAAAUGAAGAAAUUGAAAGUAUACAAAAAUCUCAAGUACCCAAGAUUUUAUUGCAAGCCGAAUAUUUAUAUAUAGCUAAGCCUUUAAUACAUUUGGCUUCCAUGGGUGUUUUCGGUGAAAGCUCCUGGAAACAAUUUAUGGUUUCUUUCGCUGUAGAUAUGGCCAGCAUUAAUAUGUAUCGUAAGAAUCGCCAUCUAAUGACAAAAGAACAACAGCUUAUCUUAUCACAUCGUUGUGUUAAUCUUUUACUCUAUCUUAUGAGGACACCUUUCUAUGAACGUUUUACACAAACACGUCUAGAACGUAUAUUAGGUUUUAUAGCCAAUCAUGUACCCAUUGCUAAAAUGGUGGCUGGUCCUUUGCUUGACUAUAUUCCCCAUUGGCAGUCCACCUAUUUCUAUUUGUGGUCUACCUAGAAAAACAAAAACCUUUUCAAAUUCUAGUGUUUAAGUUAAAAAUGGAGAAACUAUGGUUUUCUUUACUGUAGUAAUCAGUUUUGGUAAAAGGGGCUUUGUUUCGUUUUAGGCCAUGAAGUUAGCUUUUUAGUUUCCUUUAAGUAUUGAAGGUAUCUUAAGUAAUAAAAAAAGUAGUUAACUAUAUUAUUUAAUAUUUUUUUACAUAGAUUUAGAAAUUAAUAAUAAAAAGUAUUUGAAAAUUUUGUAAAACGAA
Lucilia cuprina (Australian sheep blowfly) is the source of this 1398-nucleotide messenger RNA. RefSeq names its product peroxisomal membrane protein PEX16 (gene Pex16). NCBI's taxonomy places the organism in Eukaryota, Metazoa, Arthropoda, Insecta, Diptera, Calliphoridae. The record is from RefSeq and is a predicted model, not a curated record. Bases 99 to 1145 code for a protein of 348 amino acids. Gene Ontology annotation, cellular component: peroxisomal membrane. Gene Ontology annotation, biological process: peroxisome organization. The transcript is spliced from 2 exons.